CUGUUUGGUCCAGCAAGCCGUAUCCGGGACAAAAGCCCCCCGCGAGCCCAACGGCGCGAGCCCAAAACAUGCACGCGCUGUGCUCCGUUCUACACCGAAAGCCGCGUUCAAAUGCUCGGUUUUAGAACCGGGAGGGCGCGAGAGCCGGGCCGGCUAACGCCCGCGGGGCACCGCCGACCGGCGGGACUGAGCAGGGACCGCGGUACCUCUCGAGAGCCGACGCCCGAAGAAGGACGUCCUCAAACGGCCGUCCGGGCGGUUCCGUCGCGGGUGGAUGGCGGAGCGCGGACAGGUGGCAUCGCCCUGCUUCAGUCCCGAAGGCUCGUCUCAUCUGAAACGUCAUCAAACGGCGCCCCCUGCCGGCCGCGCGCAGCAACGGCCGCGGCUCCUGCUCCGUUAGCCCUCUCCUCCGCCUCCCGGUGCUCCCCGCAGAGCCCAGAGGCAGCCGCGGGGUCUGGACAAGCGACGUUACGGUCGCCGACGUCGGCUACAUCCACCCCCCCCCCCCCCUCCCUCCCUUCCCCAGUCAGCGCUUGUAACCUCGCAGCCAAAAUGGCGGACAACGAGGAUGACAGCGGCGCGGUGAGAACAACAACAGCCGCGGCACAGCCCCCGGUGAUUCCGGCCGGGGAGGGCUGCUUCCCCUCCCAGCCCUCCGCCCAGGGCCCGCAGGCCGGACAGACGCUGCCCGCCGCCGCCGCGGCGGGAGAGCCCCGGGACGGCUCGGAGCCCGCGUCCGGCGCGGAGGGCGGCCAGCCCCCGGAGGGCGCCCCGCCGGGGCCCGGGACGCAGCUCGUGGAGGUCCUGCCCGGGGAGCAGAGCGUGGUGGUGGGCGCGGAGUUCGCGGACCUGGCCAACACCACCAUCAUCUACGUGCAGCCGGACGGCAGCCUGGUGGAGGGCUCCGGCCUGACCGCCGAGGAGCAACAGGCGGUCCUCCAGCAGCUCACCGGGCACCAGAUCGUGCAGGUGUCCGACACCGAGGCCGCGCAGCUGCUCCGGCAGAGCCAGGCGGUCAAGCCCGCGCCGGUCCACAACGCGGCCCUGGACCCCAGCCAGCUGCAGCAGGUCAUCAACCAGGUGGCCAAGUCCCACGGCCAGGUCCACGGCCACCAGGCCCCGAAGCCGCAGGUGCAGGUCCACCAGGGUCCGAGGCAGAAGACCCCGGCCCAGAACAACGCCUCCCUGCAGCUGAAGAGCGCGGCCCAGCAGGUGGCCCUGCAGACCAGCGUCCAGUCAGAACCCGUCAGGAUCCAGAUCCAGGUCCCUCCCAAACCGGAGGGGAAGCCUGGUGUGGACCCUCAGCAGAAGACCGUGGCCAUGGGUCAUCCGCAGGUCAAGCUGUCGGCCAACGGCAGCGUGGCCAACGCUCAGAUCAUCCACAUCCAGCCGGUGGUCAGUCAGCAGGGUCAGCAGUUCUUCCUGCAGCAGAACCCCGGGGACCCGCCCAUCCAGCUGCUGCUGCAGAGCCCCGCCCCCGUGGUCGGCUCUCUGCUCCCGUUGGUCCACAAGCUGACCAGCCAGGCCGCGUUCGCGGGCGCCUCCUCCGGUCCGGCCCAGAAACCCGCAGCGGCCCCGGUCAAAGUGCUGACCGCCCCCGCGGCCAAGAGCCAGCCCUCGCCCAUCGUCAAGGCCCCGCCCCCUACCUCAGCCAAGCCCACGGCCCCCGCCGCCAAAGGUCCAGAUAAAGCGUCUGCGGCCGCCACGCCGAGUCCGGCCCGGUCAGCCACAGCCGCCGCCGGCCGGCCGGCCGCCGCCAGGGAGAAAGAGAAGGAGAGGAAGGGGAAGAAGAGGGAGAGGAAGGCCCCCAAGGUCCAAACCAGGUCCGGCCGCGUGUCCAGACCCCCCAAGUACAAAGCCAAGGACUACAAGUUCAUCAAGACCGAGGACCUGGCCGACGGCCACCAGUCCGACUCGGACGACUACUCGGACAUGAGCCCCGAGCCCCCCGGCCCCGCCCCCACGCCGCCCGACCAGCCCGAGGAGACCAGCACCGCAGAGGCCAGGGAGGAGGAGAAGGAGGGCGAAAGAACGGUCGCCGUGGCAACGGGCAGAGAGCCGGCGCUCUCCGUCUCCCUCCAGGCUGACCGCGGCUCGGCGCCGGCCGCAGGGCUGAGGGGCCUCCACCACCGGGGCCCCGGCCGCCCCAGGGGACGAGGGCGGGGCCGGGGCCGGGGCAGGGGGCGCCCGUUCGGACCGCCCGCUAAGGUGACGCCGGGCCUCAUGAGUCGGCGGGGCCGCCGCGGCCGGCCCCCGAAGCUGGCCGUAACCGCGGUAACGGCGGAGCAGCAGGCGGAGAGGAGGCGAGACAGGCUGCAGGAGAUGGUGGAACAGUGUGAGGACGAGGACCUGAUGGAUGUUGUUCUCCCCCGUUUGACCAAAGUCCUGAGCUUGUGGGAGCUGCUGCUGGCCAAGGUGGAGCGCUCGGGUCCAGCCCACGCUCGCUUCCCGGACAUCUACCACGAGUUUGAAUCCCUGCAGGCGCAGGUGAGGCAGGCCGCCCAGGACUACAUCAGCAGUCCGCAGGGCGGGGCCGCGCCUCUGGAGGUGAACAGGAUGAAGGUGGUCCCUGGAGCAUCGUCCACCUCCAGCGGGCCCAAUAAGAACGUGCGGUACAUAGGGAAUUCCAAGAUGUUGCCGCCGUCAAAGAGGUUUAAGAUGGAGAACAUCGUCGCGGUCCAACAGAACGGUGCCGAGUCACCUCAAACAGGUGGUACCUCAGCCACCGCCGUUCCUCUGGAGAACUCCUCUCUCAAAUCCUGCUCGGUGUCCGUCUCCCCUCUGGUGAUUCCCGAAGGACCCAAACCGAGCGCCUCCGGGGACUCCGCCUCCAGCUCCUGUGGCUCCACGCUGGCCAAGACCGGCCAAGCUCCGCCCCCUCCGGUCCCCAUGGAAGUAGGUCCCGUCCCAGACCAGACCCCGAUCGCCACCGACGUCUCAGUCCAGAUGACGGACCUGCAGGACGUUCUAAGUUCGGGUGCCGAGAGCAGCGCGGACACAAAGGCGCCCGAGUCCAGCCCGGUCCAGACCCCCGCCCCCCCUCAGUCCCAGCAGAGAGACCCGUCGCAGUCGGAGUCCGGCGCGUCGCAAACGCACGAGGCCAAGGACCUGCAGGAAGGCCAGGAGAUUUACAUCGAGACCGAGGGCUUGACCGUCCAGCUGGCGGAGCAGGGCUCGGACGGGAUCGUCAUCGUCAACGGACCGGACGGGACCACCAUGCACAUCCAGACCCCCGACGGGGUCCCCCUGGAGGCGGUCCAGGCCCUGCUGGGCAUCGAGGCGUCAGACGGAACCAAAGCCCCCAAAUAAAGCUCCUACGAACUCUGGACAGAUCAGCACUAUGCAGAACCCCAACUCGAUCUGAAGAACACCGCACAGAUGGAGACCGCUGGAAUGGAGGGGUGUUUGAGACAUUUUCAUACAAACACAAACUGCUAAAUGUCCGUUAACACGAACACGUGAACACCUGCCAGUUCGGAUGGAGCUCCAGAAUAGAAGUCGGCCUCGAACAGGGAAAGCAGUUCCUCCUGCCCCGCUGCUGGACCUGGGAUUGUCAGACUCGUUUUAUCGUUCCGGUUUGCACUAAAGUUCCUGUUACAAAAAACAAAAACAAACAAAAAAAAGCUCUCCGACCAGGACUUCGGAGUUGUGUUCAAAGGGCCUGAGCGAGGCUGUAGCUCCCGGGUCUCCGUGUGUCCUCGCGUCAUGUUCUAGACCUAUUUAACGUGGUGUUGCUGGUAUUUACGAGCCCAAACUGAGAAGAAGGACUCUUCUGCUCAAAAGUCAGCGAACCCCCGAUCCACACAUAAGCUGAUCGGCAACCUGGUCCAUAAACAAUCACCCGCGAUAACCCGUUGGACAUUCAGACGUGAGCACCAUUCUGACAAUCAGCCCGUGGCGUCUUUGGUAGUCGUAUGUAGUGUCCCUUCGGGGCUCCCGUACUCCACUCUGCUGAACAGGAAAGUCUUCGCCAGUUUGAUCGGCUUUAAGGCCUCCAGCAGGUCUCCCGCCGGUUUUUAACGGAUUAUGCUCGUCGUUGUACAUUUGUAAACUUGUUUUCCCCCCGUUUCCAGAUUUGGACUUCUUCAUUUGAAACUAGAAGGUAUUUGGUUGAAUGUUUAUAUGUAGAUAAAUAUGAAGAACAAAGUUUAAAAGAGUUUCAAUAUUUUACUACUUUUUAUAAAGCUUCAAAGUUUUUUUGAACUAAACCUGAAGGUUCUGGAGUCAAUGUGAGUACGGACUUAGAACAGUUUGGAGGAACUUGUUUGUUCUUUUGAUGGUUCAAGUUGAGAAUGCAUUAAAUGUGUCACAUUCGACUCAGUUUGAUGGUUCCGGUCAUCGGCUACCAAGCGGAGGUCUUAUUUAUAGACGCACUAAACGGGGCCUAGAUUUAAAAAAAACGCAGAUAUGAGGCGGGAACUGAAGACUGAACUGACGCAUGGUGAUUCCUCCCAGACAUUUAACUUCACUCCAUAUCAAACUUUCAUAGUAGACUUUACCAUAAGCAUUCAAAAUAGCUAUCUAUGCUAGCGCCGGUGAGCCACAACCAUACAAAAUGCUCUCUCAAAUAAAUAAAAAUUCAAUUCAAUUCAAUUUUAUGUAUAUAGCACAACAACAACAGUUGUCUUUCCAAA
Menidia menidia (Atlantic silverside) is the source of this 4634-nucleotide messenger RNA. The record is from the annotation of a GenBank genome assembly. Lineage: Eukaryota; Metazoa; Chordata; Actinopteri; Atheriniformes; Atherinopsidae.